AUGCUAACAGAGACACUUGCUGACGGUCAGAGACCUGCCGACGACGAGGAGGAAGAGGAUCAGUCAGAGUGUUGCCAUGACAACAUUGAUGGGACCAACAAUAACAACAACCGUCGCAAGACGGUGUGUCCGGCUGCAGGUGAACACCCUCUACAGUAUAACUACACCUUCUGGUACAGCAGAAGAACUCCGAGUCGUCCUGCCAGCACGCAGAGUUACGAACAAAACAUCCGACAGAUCGGCACCGUGGCGUCGGUGGAGCAGUUCUGGAGGUUUUACAGUCACCUGGUCCGUCCAGGUGAUCUGAGUGGACACAGCGACUUCCACCUGUUCAAAGAGGGCAUCAAACCCAUGUGGGAGGACGAGUCUAACCGCAGUGGGGGGAAGUGGAUCAUCCGGCUUCGUAAAGGUUUGGCCAGUAGGUUCUGGGAGAACAUCGUGCUGGCGAUGCUGGGAGAGCAGUUCAUGGUGGGAGAGGAGAUCUGUGGAGCCGUGGUGUCCAUACGCUUCCAGGAGGACAUCCUGUCGAUCUGGAACCGGACGUCCAGCGAUCAGACGACGACAUCCAGAAUCAGAGACACUCUGAGACGAGUCCUGAACCUCCCAGCCAACACCAUCAUGGAGUACAAGACACACAACGAUAGCCUCAGGGACAACUCGAGCUUCAGAAACACGAAGAUUUCUCUCUGAAGACGAACAGACGUGUCAGCUGACUCCUUCUGUCCAAUCACAACGCAGAUCAUCUUCACUCUGCUCUGUCAUUGGUCGGUGGAGGGGUCAGAGGUCACCAUGGAGUGUGUGUGUGUGUGUGUGUGUGUGUGUGUGUGUGUUGACUGUGGAUCAAUAAACUGACUGAACUGGAUUGAA
This is a messenger RNA of Thunnus maccoyii (southern bluefin tuna), 867 nucleotides long. It is a transcript of the gene eif4e2rs1, whose product is annotated as eukaryotic translation initiation factor 4E family member 2 related sequence 1. The record is from RefSeq and is a predicted model, not a curated record. Gene Ontology annotation, molecular function: RNA 7-methylguanosine cap binding; translation initiation factor activity. NCBI's taxonomy places the organism in Eukaryota, Metazoa, Chordata, Actinopteri, Scombriformes, Scombridae. Gene Ontology annotation, cellular component: eukaryotic translation initiation factor 4F complex; cytoplasm. Bases 1 to 690 code for a protein of 229 amino acids. Gene Ontology annotation, biological process: translational initiation. The transcript is spliced from 7 exons.